GCUGUGAAAAGGCCUACAAAUAAAGACACUGUACUAAACGUUAUUGCACGAGAUUUAAUUUAUGGACAGUAUUGCUGAUAUUGACUUUCAAUUGUUCUGAUCUCUACCAAUAAAUCAUACGACGUUUGAUUGAGAAUAUUGUUAACGCGCCUUUUUACCAGUAAACCAUGUUCACGUUCAAUUUCAAACUGAUCAUUGUAAUUUAACAAAUUAUAGACGUAUGAUGAACGAUUAUGUGUUAUCUGGUUAUUCACUAGAAACAAGAAAGAAAAUUUAUUGUUAAUCACUCCAUUCCCUAAUUGAACUAUGAAAAUUCAUCAAACAAAUCGAAUACAGAAGACUAUACAUUUAUUCUUCGAAAUAAUUCGUUUCCAUUAAAUCAAAAUCAUUUUCAAUUAGAGUUCGAUGUUCAUGAUAAGUUAAAUCAUAAUAUUCAAAAUGGAACAAUUGACGUUGAUGUUGUUCGACAUAAUUCACCAAUAUUUCGUGUAAAAAAUUAUACGUUUACUAUGACACCAAACACAUCUCAAAUUGGUACAAUAUUGGCUUAUCCGUAUGAUCAGAAUAGUCGACUGGUUUAUGAAUUAUUGAACGAAAAUGACAAUAAUUUUUCAAUCGAUUUUGAUAAUGGAACUAUAUUUGCUGUGAAAAGGCCUACAAAUAAAGACACUGUACUAAACGUUAUUGCACGAGAUUUAAUUUAUGGACAAAAUUCAACAAUAAAAGUAUUAGUCAAAUCUAACAAUAAUAACGAUGAUGACAUCAAAUUUCAGUCAAAUAUUUAUUACACGGAAAUGCCGGAAGUUAUGCCACCUGGAUCAACGAUCUUAAAAAUAACUACAGUAUCUCAGAGAGACGAUAUUCGAUAUCAACUAUUAGAACAUAAUGAAAAUUUAUUUCAUAUUGAUGCGAUAACAGGCAUUAUUACCUUAACAAAUUGGUUACAUUAUGAGUUACAAUCAUUUUAUUCAUUUUAUGUUCAUAUUAUUAACAAUUCAUCGUUUAGUCAAGCAAUAAUCGAAAUUGACGUAAAAGACUAUAAUAAUCAUGCACCAAUAUUUAUUAAUUUAAAUUCUCAUAUUGAAUUAUCUAAAAUAUACAUUGAAUCCCAACAAUCAGAGGAGAAUAAGAAAAUAUUUGUUACAAAGUUAACCGCAUAUGAUUUAGAUCAGAAUCAAUUAAUGUAUCAUCUUAUGGAAAAUAGUGAUGAAAAUUUAUUUGAAAUUAAUAGUCAAACAGGGAUAAUAAUGCUGAUUACUCAUCAACAACAAUUUUUGUCAUCUCGAUACGAAUUAAAAGUGGGUGUUACAGAUGGUUUGUACGUCACAGUCGCUCUUCUAUCAAUUUCUAUCAGUGAUUAUUCUCUAAAUCGUCCAACAUUUGAUCAAACGAUGUAUACAUUUAAAUAUCGUGUGGAAUCUGUUAAUGAAAAUGAUAUUAUUUACAAACAAUUAGGACAAAUUCGAGCAAUAGACAAAGAUAAUGGAGACGAUUUAAAAUAUGAAUUGAUAGAAGAGCGACUGUGA
Molecule: messenger RNA, 1526 nt
Organism: Didymodactylos carnosus
Lineage: Eukaryota; Metazoa; Rotifera; Eurotatoria; Philodinida; Philodinidae
Source: the annotation of a GenBank genome assembly